Aureobasidium subglaciale EXF-2481 is the source of this 779-nucleotide messenger RNA. RefSeq lists its product as uncharacterized. NCBI's taxonomy places the organism in Eukaryota, Fungi, Ascomycota, Dothideomycetes, Dothideales, Saccotheciaceae. The coding region runs from base 80 to 757 and encodes 225 amino acids. The transcript has a single exon. The record is from RefSeq and is a predicted model, not a curated record.
CUCACCUCCAAUCCACCCGGACUCGCCAUUUUCAUACCACCCACAAAUCCACCAAGGCCACUCUCAACAAGUAUUCAUCAUGGAACAUUCUACCAUAUCUCAGGGAUCCCCUCACCUGAAGUCUUCACCUCCACCAGCAGUGCACCAGACACUUCCCGAGACAGAAGUCCAACCCUCAAAAGAACGCUCUCCUGAAAUUCCAACUGGCUCCAAUACCGGAAUGCAACUCGACGAUCCAACAGAUGUUCUCAGUCAGCCUGCACAUCAACAAGACUUCCAGCUUUUUCCCGAGAACGUCAGUCCGCAGCUCGCAAUAGGUGCAUUGACGGAGCGCUUGAUAUCGAUUUCUGCAAGUAGAGACGAGAUCCAACGUCAUCAUGGAGAGAUCAACCGUAUCCAGCAAGAGCACAAAGACACGCUACUGGGACUACUCAAAGAGCAAAUGGAGCAGACCAAGUACAUCUUCGCUGCAAGACAUGUCAAGUCCGCGGAUCCUAGCAUUCGAGACUCGACGAUACUUGACCUUCAGUCGUCUGCUGCUCAAAUAUCAGGAGGGGGCCCCAGUCAAGAGACAGAUUUUGUCAAUCACGAGGUGGGAGCGAAAGUUGUCAAGGCUGGAGGUAAUCGCCAUCCGCCCCAACCUGGACAAUUGCAGAGAAUGAUCGUCUCGCAAGACAGUCAAAUACAGGCCCCUUUGCCUUUCACUCCUCUCAACACCGUCUCUGCCCCUAAGCGUAGUCCUCCUUCUGCUGGCUAAUAUCUUCCCUAAAAACGCAGGC